This is a messenger RNA of Ochotona princeps (American pika), 2128 nucleotides long. It is a transcript of the gene SPTLC2, whose product is annotated as serine palmitoyltransferase long chain base subunit 2. The coding region runs from base 184 to 1875 and encodes 563 amino acids. NCBI's taxonomy places the organism in Eukaryota, Metazoa, Chordata, Mammalia, Lagomorpha, Ochotonidae. Gene Ontology annotation, cellular component: serine palmitoyltransferase complex. The record is from RefSeq and is a predicted model, not a curated record. Gene Ontology annotation, molecular function: serine C-palmitoyltransferase activity; pyridoxal phosphate binding. Gene Ontology annotation, biological process: sphingosine biosynthetic process; ceramide biosynthetic process. The transcript is spliced from 12 exons.
UCUCUCCCCGCCAGGGUCCUCUGGAGAGUCGGCCCCGCCCCCGCGUGACGGCCCGGCCGGGAAUUGGCGGCGGGGCUGCAGCCAUUUCCGGUUUCGGGGAGGUGGGUGGGGUGCGGAGCGGGACUUGGAGCCGCCGCCGCCGCCUCCCACAGAUCCUGCCUUGCGCCUGGUGCUGCUGGGACGAUGCGGCCGGGGCCGGGAGGCUGCUGUUGCCGCCGCCCGGUGCGGGCGAACGGCUGCGUGGCGAACGGUGAAGUGCGGAACGGGUACGUGAGGAGCAGCGCCGCUGUCUCCGCCGCCGCUGCCGCCUCGGGCCAGAUCCAUCAUGUUACACAAAAUGGAGGGCUGUAUAAAAGACCAUUUAAUGAAGCUUUUGAAGAGACCCCCAUGCUGGUUGCAGUACUUACAUAUGUGGGCUACGGAGUUCUCACCCUGUUCGGGUAUCUUCGAGAUUUCUUGAGGCAUUGGAGAAUUGAAAAGUGUCAUCACGCAACGGAGAGAGAAGAACAGAAGGACUUUGUGUCAUUGUAUCAGGAUUUUGAAAACUUCUACACAAGGAAUCUCUACAUGAGGAUAAGGGACAACUGGAAUCGGCCAAUCUGCAGUGUGCCUGGAGCCAAGGUGGACAUAAUGGAGAGGCAGUCUCAUGAUUAUAACUGGUCUUUCAAGUAUACAGGGAAUAUAAUCAAAGGUGUUAUAAACAUGGGUUCCUACAACUAUCUUGGAUUUGCCCAAAAUACUGGCUCAUGUCCAGAAGCAGCUGCCAAAACCCUCGAGGAGUACGGAGUCGGCGUGUGCAGCACUCGGCAGGAGAUUGGAAACCUGGACAAACAUGAAGAACUAGAGAAACUUGUAGCAAGAUUCUUGGGAGUAGAAGCUGCUAUGGCAUAUGGCAUGGGAUUUGCAACAAAUUCAAUGAACAUUCCUGCUCUUGUUGGCAAAGGUUGCCUGAUUCUGAGUGAUGAACUGAACCAUGCAUCGCUGGUUCUCGGAGCCAGACUGUCCGGAGCAACCAUUCGGAUCUUCAAACACAACAAUAUGCAAAGCUUGGAGAAACUGUUGAAAGAUGCCAUUGUUUAUGGUCAGCCCAGGACACGAAGGCCUUGGAAGAAAAUUCUCAUCCUAGUGGAAGGAAUAUAUAGCAUGGAGGGAUCAAUAGUUCGCCUUCCUGAAGUGAUCGCUCUCAAGAAGAAGUACAAAGCGUACUUGUACCUGGAUGAGGCGCACAGCAUCGGGGCCCUGGGCCCCACGGGCCGAGGCGUGGUGGAGUACUUCGGUCUGGAUCCCGAGGAUGUGGACGUCAUGAUGGGAACGUUCACCAAGAGCUUUGGAGCCUCUGGAGGAUAUAUCGGAGGCAAGAAGGAGCUGAUUGACUACCUGCGCACACAUUCGCACAGUGCUGUGUAUGCCACGUCACUGUCACCGCCUGUGGUGGAGCAGAUCAUCACCUCCAUGAAGUGCAUCAUGGGCCACGAUGGCACAAACCUCGGCAAAGAGUGUGUGCAGCAGUUAGCUGAAAACACCAGGUAUUUCAGGCGACGCCUGAAGGAGAUGGGCUUCAUCAUCUACGGGAAUGAAGACUCUCCAGUGGUGCCCUUGAUGCUCUACAUGCCAGCCAAGAUAGGUGCCUUUGGACGGGAGAUGCUAAAGCGGAACAUUGGUGUGGUUGUGGUGGGAUUCCCUGCGACCCCAAUUAUUGAGUCCAGAGCCAGGUUUUGUCUCUCAGCAGCUCAUACCAAAGAAAUUCUUGAUACUGCGUUAAAGGAAAUAGAUGAAGUUGGGGACCUGUUGCAGUUGAAGUACUCCCGCCAUCGGCUGGUGCCUCUCCUGGACAGGCCCUUUGACGAGACUACCUAUGAAGAAUGGGAAGACUGAGCCUUUUUGGUGCUCCCUCACCCAGGACAGUGUGUGGCCCUUCUGAGCCAGCUCCAGGCACCACGCUUCUGUGGCCACCUCACGUGAAAGACAUUUCCUCACCUGUCGAUGGUGACUGCCUCCACUCCACAUGACGUCUUGUAAAUAGUAAAAACCUGCGUCAUCUCCGCUUCCCUUGCUACACCUCCCCUUUACAAACUGAGGCAACUCUGCUCUUUUGUCCAUUAAAAAAGGUUUUAUUUUAUAACUAUUC